AUGGAUCGCUUCCCUUCUUCGUUUCGAAAAUCUUUAAAGUCUCACGUUUCCUUUAAAAAACAACGACCAAGAGGAAUCUACGGUAGUAAUGCGGAUGACGACGAUCACGAAGAGGACUACCGCCCAAUACUCUUCGCCAACCGCCACCGCGACGACGUCACGAAUUCUUCCGAUGAGGGCUCCUCCAUCAUGAAGCGUUCUUCCCUCAAUCCCGACGACGACCGGCCUGAGGUCGUCGUCAAGAUAGAUGGUGAUAGCAGCAGCAGUACGAGUCGCGGCGUGGUAUGGGACGACAAUUUGGGAGGUGAUGGAAUUAGAGGGGUCCAGCGCAGCAAGAGCAAAAGCAAGGAUGCGUCGGAGGAUCCGCCGUCGAGGUUGAUAGGGCAGUUUUUGAAUAAGCAGAAGGUGGGUGGGGGUGAUAUGUGCCUGGACAUGGACUUGGAGAUGGAUGAGUUGCAGCGUCAUCGUCGUCACAGCGGUAACGACAGCAGUUGUUCCGCCACACCCCCUGAUCAUCACCAACACAACAACAUUCAUAGUAAUCAAACCACUAAUCGCGUUCCUACCACGUCCAGAGAUCUAAAAGUUCAAUUCCUGCAGGCGGGGGCGGGGUGUUCAACGCCAAGCAGAGUGGUAGAUAUCAUCGCGGCGGAGGCGGAUCAAGCUGAAAACGAGCAAAAUGCAGAGAAUUCCUCAUCAUCGUCAACGUCGGAUGAUGAUGAAGGAGGAAGGGUGAUUGAACAUCAACCGCAAUACAGCAGGAGAAGGGCAUCGGGCGUGAUUUCGAGGCGUCAUGAGAUUGGAGACGAGCAAGUGGUUAGAUGCACUUCUUCGUUCCAGAGGAGGGCUGGUAACUCCUUCGCGUCGAGGAUGAUCAGUACUAAAACAAAGUCGAGGCUAAUGGACGAGCCGCCUAAUGUGGCGGAGAUCAAGAAGUCGGCGAGGUUCGGGAAGUCGGUUCCGAUGAGGUCAGAAAUGAUGGGGAGAGGAGGAGGUGGAGGUGGAGGUGGAGGUGGGGGAGAAGAGGUUGAAGAAGAGGAUCCUCUGUUGGAUGAGGAUAUUCCGGAUGAGUUAAAGAAAGAAAAGUUGAACGCCUUGACAGUGAUUCAAUGGGCGAGUCUUGUGAUCAUAGUCACGGCUCUGAUUUGCACGCUGAGGAUUGGGAAGCUCAAGGGGCUGAGGCUGAGGGGGCUGAGGCUGUGGAAGUGGGAGGUGCUAAUUCUUGUACUCAUAUGCGGGAGACUGGUAUCGGGGUGGGCAAUAAGGGUGGCGGUGUUCUUCAUAGAGAGGAACUUUUUGUUAAGAAAAAGGUUGUUGUAUUUUGUGUACGGAGUGAGGAAGGCUGUACAGAACUGCAUAUGGUUGGGGCUGGUGAUCGUAGCGUGGCGCUCAAUGUUUGACAAGAGAUUGGAAGGGAAUAAUGAGUUUCUGCAGAUGGUGAAUAAGUUGAUGGUGUGCAUGCUGAUAGGGAUAAUGUUAUGGCUAGUUAAGACGCUGAUGGUUAAAGUGCUAGCGUCUUCCUUUCAUGUCAGCAAAUUCUUCGACAGAAUUCAAGUGUCGCUGUUCAACCAGUACGUAAUAGAGACUCUGUCGGGGCCAGCCUGGAUUGAGAUACAGCGUCAGAGGGAAGAGGAGGAGAGGAUAUUGGCAGAGGUGAGGAAGCUACAGAGUGCUGGGGCGAGGUUGCCUCCGGAACUCAAGCCGGCGGGGGCUGCUUUUAACAGAAUCAACAGUAAUAGUAAUAGUAAUAAUAGUAACAAUAGUAAUAAUAGUAAUAUAGGAAUAGGAGGAGGAGGAGGAAAAUCUGCACACAUGAGAGGAGGAGGAUCAGAGGAGCAUGGAGGAGGAGUUGCAGCUGCAGCUGCUCCUGCUCCCGCUAUAUCAAUUGAUCAUCUACACAAGUUAAACCCCAGGAAUGUUUCGGCCUGGAAUAUGAAGAGGUUGGUGAAAAUAGUGAGGCACGGGGUACUGUCUACCCUGGAUGAGCAAAUAAAUUGUACCGCACAAGAUUACGACGACUCCGCUAACCAGAUCAGAAGCGAAUAUGAAGCCAAAAUUGCUGCAAGAAAGAUAUUUCGAAAUGUGGCCAAGCCAAAGUCCAAUUUCAUCGUCAUGAACGACCUGAGGCGCUUCUUGCUUGAAGAGGAGGCUGUGCAGGUUAUGAAUCUGCUGGAUGGAUCACCCAAUUGCGAAAGGAUCAGCAAAGCAUGCCUUAAAAACUGGGUGGUAAAAGCAUUCAGAGAAAGAAGAGCACUGGCCUUGACGUUGGACGACACUAAAACAGCUGUGAAGAAACUACACCAGAUGCUGACCGUGUUAGUGGCCGUCAUCAUUAUUCUCAUCUGCCUCGUAAUACUUGGGAUCGCCACCAGCAGGGUUCUACUUUACAUAAGCUCUCAGGUUGUGAUUGUGGCAUUUAUAUUUGGGAACACGUGCAAGACAGUCUUCGAAGCCAUAAUCUUCUUAUUCGUGGUGCAUCCAUUCGACGUUGGGGAUCGGUGCGAGGUGGACGGAGUUGAGCUCAUAGUGGAAGAAAUGAACAUCUUAAGCACCGUGUUCCUCAGAUUCGACAACCAGAAGAUAGUGUACCCAAACAGCAUUCUAGCAAUGCGGCCUAUAGGCAACUUCUACAGGAGUCCAGACAUGGGAGAUGCGGUGGAUUUCCUAGUCCACAUGGCCACGCCCAUGGAGAAGAUCAAAGCCAUACAUCAGAGAAUAGUAAACUAUGUGGAGAACAAGAAGGAGCACUGGUACGCGUCGCCAAUGGUGGUGAUGACCAGCAUGCCGGAUGUGCACAAGGUCAAAAUGUCUGUGUGGCUCAGACACAGAAUCAACUGCCAGGACGCGGGAGAAAGGUGGGGACGAAGAUCUCUGUUGAUUGAAGAGCUGGUUAAAAUAUUCAAGGAGAUAGACAUAGACUACCGCCUUUAUCCCAUGGACAUUAAUGUCAGGGCUAUGCCUCCCAUUCAGUCCACCCGACUACCGCCUAAAUGGCAACCUCCCAAUCAUAAUCCCAUUAUGCCCAUGACUGCUGCCGCUGCUGCCACCGCCGCCUCCGCCUCCGCCUCCUCCUCCGACGCCGGACUGCCCCCAAUUAAUUACAGUAAUUCAUUAUAACUAACUUAUUAACACUCCCUACUUACCUCUCAGCUCAUCUAUUACUUACAUAUAUAAUACCUAAUACCAGCUUCCAUCUUUACGUACUUCAAUCUACAUCACGUAACUACACUACAUCUCUCUAUAUAUAUAUAUGUGUGUGUGCGCGCCGGCAGAUC
Molecule: messenger RNA, 3275 nt
Organism: Ipomoea nil (Japanese morning glory)
Lineage: Eukaryota; Viridiplantae; Streptophyta; Magnoliopsida; Solanales; Convolvulaceae
Product: mechanosensitive ion channel protein 5-like
Exons: 3
Coding region: 1-3117 (1038 amino acids)
Biological process (GO): monoatomic anion transport; transmembrane transport
Cellular component (GO): plasma membrane
Molecular function (GO): mechanosensitive monoatomic ion channel activity
Source: RefSeq, a predicted model, not a curated record